Pyrus x bretschneideri (Chinese white pear) is the source of this 1563-nucleotide messenger RNA. RefSeq lists its product as uncharacterized. Bases 141 to 1172 code for a protein of 343 amino acids. The record is from RefSeq and is a predicted model, not a curated record. Lineage: Eukaryota; Viridiplantae; Streptophyta; Magnoliopsida; Rosales; Rosaceae. The transcript has a single exon.
CCCCAUACCCUUGCCACCGUCUCUCUCCAACUCUCUCUCUCUCUCUCUCUCGCUCCAAAAAGCACCAAAACCCUCAAAGAUUCCCUUAAAACACAACCCAACACUACAAUCUAACUAAGUUCCAAAACCCCACCACCCAAAUGUCCCGCCACUACUCCUCCGCUUUCCCUUCUUGCUUCCGCCCGUCCACCUCCAUCAACGGUCGCCUCUCACCACCGUCUCCGCCUCCCAUCUCCGGGCACCCCAACCUCACAACCUGCCUCUACCACACCGACCACGCCCUCUUCUCCCUCACCUGGUCCCGCUCCUUCCUCGGCCGCUCCCUCCACCUCAACCUCCUCCGCCACUCCUUCGAUUCGCCCCUCCCUCCGUCGCUCUCGUCCCCUUCCUUCCACCUCCACAUCAAGCCCUUUCUCUUCUGGAAGAAGCACGGCUCCAAGAAGCUCUCCCCCAACAUUCUCCUCUUCUGGGACCUCUCCAAAGCCCGGUUCGGCUCCGGACCUGAACCCCAAUCCGGGUUCUACAUCGCCGUCGUCGUCGACAACGAGAUGACCCUCCUUGUCGGCGAUUUGACCCGCGAAGCCUACGCCAAGACCCGGGCCCAAAAAUCCGAGACUCCGCAAAUCCCAAUCUUGAAAAGAGAGCACGUCGUCGCCAAGAAAAUCUACACCACUAAGGCCCGGUUCGGCGGUAAAUUGCGGGAGAUCCGAAUCGAUUGCGGGUCAAACGCCGACCCGACCCGGCUCUGCUUUAGUGUCGACGGCCAGGUUGUCCUGCAGAUAAAGCGGUUGAAGUGGAAAUUCAGGGGGAACGAGCGAAUCGAAGUCGACGGGACUCCGCUGCAGAUCUCGUGGGACGUCUACAACUGGCUUUUCGAGAGCGACGGCGGCGGCGACGACGGCCACGCGGUAUUCAUGUUCAGAUUCGAAGAAGACGGGGAGAUUAAAGAGAACAAUUACCAACUGGGUCAUCUGAAUUCGUGGAAUUUCGGAAUGAGCGGGAUUGAGUGGCGAAAGAUGGGGAAGAGCUUGUCUUCUUCGUCGGUUUCGAUGUCGUCGGCGGGGUCUUCCGGUGGAAGUUCGUCGGUGAUGGAGUGGGCGAGCACGGAGGAGAGCGAGCUCAGCGGCGGUCCUGCUGGGUUUUCUUUGUUUGUUUAUGCCUGGAAAAGGUGAAGUCCAGUCCGGUCCGGUCCAGUCCAAUCCAAUCAAUUCAAUUAAAUUCUUGAAGCUAGUAGUAUAGCGUGCGUGUUUGAGAUGUUAAUCCUUGGUGGGAUUGGAUUAUAUAAUGAUUAGCUAGUGAUCUCUUACUAACCCAUUUGUUUGUUGAACAUAAAUCGAAUAAAUUCCGAUUUAAUGGAGAAGCAUAACUACGAAAUUCAUAGAUAAUUAGAGCUAACAAAUAUAUGUAGUUAGUUACUAAUUACUAUACUUGGCAAGUAAAAGAGAAACCCAGCUGGUUUUCUGUUGUUGAUUUUUUGUAUUGGGAAUAUGAUGUAAUUUUCAUAUUGUUUGUGUAAUGUAGUUUGUGAAAGAUCAAUGUUGAAGUAAACCAUCUCUCCCAUCA